Rotaria sp. Silwood1 is the source of this 940-nucleotide messenger RNA. NCBI's taxonomy places the organism in Eukaryota, Metazoa, Rotifera, Eurotatoria, Philodinida, Philodinidae. The record is from the annotation of a GenBank genome assembly.
AUGUUCGACAUUGAUGGAGUUUAUAACACCCAAAAUGACCGUAUUUGGGCUGUAAAUCGUGCUGAAGCCAAUGAAAAAGGUGGUAUUCUGCAGAAAAAAUCUUUUUCUCAGAAGGUGAUGGUUUGGCUUGGCGUUUGUUCCAAAGGUGUAUCUCCAUUGAUGAUAUUUGAUGAAGGCACAGUCGGUCAUGCUCGAUAUAUUAAAGAAGUGCUUCCUGUGGCACUUAAAUAUGGAAAUUACGUCUUUGGAAAUGAUUGGACAUUCCAACACGAUGGUGCCAAACCCCAUAUUCAUCAGUUAACACAACAAUGGUGUCAUGACAAUUUUUCGGGAUUUAUCGAUGAAGACCAUUGGCCACCAAAUAGUCCCGAUCUUAAUCCAUUGGAUUACUGUAUUUGGGAUGAAUUUGUGAAGAUGCAUGCUUAUUUUGUCCCUUACGGUGUUUCCGUAUUAAGUCAAAAGGAAAUUUGUUCAAUUGAACGACGCGUGAAAAAUUCAAUGCGUUCAUCACUCUACGAACAACAAGGAAUUACUGUUGUAUCAACAAAAAAAUCAACAACUUUCAACAAAUUUUUAGAUUCAAUUGAUGAUGAUAGUACUUAUUCACAACAGUCUGCGUGUAGAUCAUCAACAUCCACAUAUGCAACUGAAACAAAACAAUAUCGACGACUAGCUAGCAGCUACAUUUCGGGUGUUGGUGAAGAUAAAAAUGCUCUUUCCUUCUGGGAGCUUAACAAGCAUCAACCACCAUAUUUAACAAUACUAGCAAGAAGCUAUCUUGCUACUCCAGCCACUAGCGUACCGUCGGAGAGCGCAUUUAGUAAAAGCGCUUAUUAUGGACGUAAAGAACGAACAAACAUACACGGUGAUAACCUGUGUCAGUCAGUAUUCUUAAAGGAUAAAUUGAUUACAAAACUACAGUAGCAUAUGUUAGAUGCUA